Messenger RNA from Cavenderia fasciculata, 408 nucleotides. It is a transcript of the gene ndufa12, whose product is annotated as NADH dehydrogenase ubiquinone 1 alpha subcomplex subunit 12. The transcript has 3 exons. Bases 1 to 408 code for a protein of 135 amino acids. Gene Ontology annotation, cellular component: membrane. Gene Ontology annotation, biological process: response to oxidative stress; mitochondrial respiratory chain complex I assembly. Lineage: Eukaryota; Evosea; Eumycetozoa; Acytosteliales; Cavenderiaceae. The record is from RefSeq and is a predicted model, not a curated record.
AUGACAGAACUAAUUAGAUAUUGCAGAGGUAUAGUACAAAGAGGAUUAAAAGAAUCUCUAAAGACAUUAUACUACACUGGUGAAAUCAAAUAUGGUACCAUUGUCGGUCAAGAUUCUUUUGGUAACAGAUACUAUGAAAAUAAGGCUGAGCCACACGGAAGACACAGAUGGGUAGAAUAUGGUAACCCAAAAAAUGUUGAUGCUUCUUUAGUUCCACCUGAAUGGCAUUCAUGGUUGCAUCAUAUCUCUGAUAAGCAUGGUAAUACUCAAGAUAUGAUGUCAUUCACACCAACAUACAAGAGAGAACAUUUCCAAAAUCCAACUGGUACCGAUGCAGCUUACACACCACCAAACUAUUUGUACAACAUUGAAAAGCAAAAGGAGAUUUUAGAAGAAGAAAAGAAAUAG